Cyclopterus lumpus (lumpfish) is the source of this 1181-nucleotide messenger RNA. It is a transcript of the gene pithd1, whose product is annotated as PITH (C-terminal proteasome-interacting domain of thioredoxin-like) domain containing 1. The record is from RefSeq and is a predicted model, not a curated record. The transcript is spliced from 6 exons. Gene Ontology annotation, cellular component: nucleus. NCBI's taxonomy places the organism in Eukaryota, Metazoa, Chordata, Actinopteri, Perciformes, Cyclopteridae. Bases 143 to 766 code for a protein of 207 amino acids.
AUAAGGUCUCCUCGCUUGACAGCCGGAAGUUCAACUUGCUGAUAGCGCUGGUUCACUUUCUGUAAACACUCUGAACGUGCGGCAGAUUGUUAUUCUCUGUCUGAGUGAACUGUGACGGAAAGCAGCGUUUUCAAGCUCCACGAUGUCGGGGCACGGUCACGGGCACGGCAGUGGGUGCGAGGCGGAGCACGAGCCCGCGGAGAGGGGCCUGGAGUACGGCCUGUACCGGCGGAUCGACGUGGAGAAGCUGCAGUGCCUGAACGAGAGCAGAGAAGGGGACGGGAAGCUGGUGUUCAAACCGUGGGACCGGCGGAAGGAGCGGGACACGUAUGUCGAGAGUGAUGCAGAUGAAGAGCUGCUGUUCAACAUCCCUUUUACAGGCAGCGUGAAGCUGAAAGGCGUCAUCAUCUCUGGGGAAAAUGACGACUCUCAUCCAGCUGAGGUCCGACUGUACAAGAACAUCCCCCACAUGUCCUUCGAUGACACCGGCAGAGAACCCGAGCAGGCCUUCAGACUCAACAGAGACCCUGAUGCUGAGCUGGAGUAUCCGACAAAGAUCGCCCGUUUUUCCAACGUGCAGCACCUCUCCAUCCACAUUUCCAAGAACUUUGGAUCGGAGAGCACCCGGGUCUACUACAUCGGUCUGAGGGGAGAAUACUCAGAGGCUCACAGACAUGAAGUGACAAUCUGCAACUACGAGGCAUCGGCCAACCCUGCAGAUCACAAAGUGGAGAGCAUCAUCCCACAAACCAACUUCAUUUCCUGAAGAAGCUCCAGAGAGUCGGAAGGAAAAGAGAGCAGAAGAGGGCUUCUUUGCCGUCUGCUGGCUUGUCAUUGACAAAAUAAGGUCUAAGAGGAAUUCCACGCUGCGUAGCAGGCUGGUUCAGGCUUGACCGGUGACUUGGGCGCUGUACUCUGAAGACCAGAAGUGUCUUGAAGUGCCAUGUUAUUGCUCUGUUUUCUAUGGCAAUUAAGAGUGAAGGCUUAAUGUGGGCAAAAAGCUUAAAAUUAAAUGCAUGUAACAUUUGACACUCAGAUAAAGUCUGUUAUCAGUUUAACCUGCUUAGUCAUGUCUCACGAUAUCCCCCACUUCAAUAAAGGGACAGCUGCUUUCAAAUAAAGCACAGCGAGCUGGAAGUAAAGCAAGUGAUGUUACUCUUUGAUUAAACGACUAAAAGGUU